AUGGGAAGCCUCGGCGUCUUAGAGCCAACUCAUCACGAGGACUUGAGAUUGUUCACAACUCUGAACGAUGUCCUUGAAACGAGGGCCCUGACGCACCCCGACCGACCACUCAUUUCCUACCCCAAAAAUGAGACAGAUCUUGUCGACUACACCGGUACUGAGCUGGACCAGCUUACCCGGCGAGUAGCAGUUCUUGCUGCGCAAGCACUCGGUGGACUGGGCUUGAACCAUGAUGACCGGCUGGACCAAAGGAAAUUGGUGGUGGCAAUUGUUGGCAUCUCGAGUUUCGAGUAUUAUCUGACGUUUCUUUCUCUGCAACGACUAGGAAUCACUACCGUCUUCAUUUCUCCACGGUUAGCAGAUUCCGGGUACAUACACCUACUGAAGGAGACCAGAUGUGAUAUUGCCAUUGCCAGUGGUUCAUCUUACACCACUCUCGAAAGACUACAGAACAACGGCUCGCUCCCAGAGUCUUUCACUCUUCUACCCAUGAUCAAUGCUCAAGUUUUAUCCCAGCAGUGUGAUACCAUUGACACCUCCAACUUCAAGCCGUUGUGCUUCGACCGGGCGCCAGGUUUCAUAAUUCACAGCGGCGGAACGACAGGGCUCCCCAAGCCUGUACCUCUUGCUGCCUCUGCUUGGCUCGCUCAAGCCAGUGAUAUUGUGCGGCGCAUUCCAAAGGUCGAUACACUUUCGACGUUGCCACUUUUUCACAGCUUUGGCCUCGCUACCCUGCUUCGCGCACUGGUCAGUGGGACCCGUCUGAGUCUCCUCAAUGCGUCUCGGCCGGUGACCGCAACCAACGUGAUCAAUUGUCUGGAUAUCACCAAUUCUGAGGCCUUGGUUACGGUUCCGUACACUUUGAAGUUUCUGGUCGAGGCGGAUGGCGGCCUGGAGAGACUCGGUGCCUUAAGACAAGUCAUCAAUGCCGGGUCAGCAAUACCGGACGAUCUAGGGGACAAAAUAGUCACGGCCGGCGGCAACAUCUUCCAUCUGUACGGACAAACCGAAUGCGGCGCCCUGAUGGAGCCGCCUUCUGACAGGUUGCUGUGGAGCUGGGUCACGCCUCUGCCUCAUGCCAAGCCAUAUCUCCAGUUUGAACCUGAGAGUAGCCGCACCUCGCAGGAUCUUUACCACCUCGUGAUCAGGCCGGGAUUGAAACAAAAGGUUCUUUCGGACCGACCGGAUGGGUCGUAUGGUACUAAGGACUUGUUCCAAAUUCACCCCACGAUACCAGACUUAUGGAAAUUCGCUGCCCGGAAGGACGACAUCAUUGUGAUGCUCAAUGGAGAGAAAGCCGACCCGAUUCCUAUUGAGGACGCUUUGAAAGUCAAUCCAGAGGUCGCCACUGCUGUUGUCUUCGGAGCCGGACAAGAGGCACUCGGCUUGGUGGUAAUCAAAUCUCUUUCAUCUGUCAAUCACCUUGACGAAGAGUUCGUGAGGGCAAUAAGUCCCAGUGUCGACUUGGGAAACUCACGAGUCCCGGCAUAUGCUCGAAUAGCAAGGGAUAUGAUCAUCGUGAAGAAAGCAGGUACGCCGUUCCCGGCAACGGAUAAAGGCACCAUCAUCCGCUCGGCGUUCCUAAAAGAGAUGGAAGGGGAUAUCGAGAGACUAUAUGCAGGCAGGUCAGCCUCCAAAUUCAACGCUGCCACACGGGUAUCAAUGUCGCAUGGUGAGGUGCUUGCAAUAAUUUCAGAGAUCGUGAAGAAUGAGCUCCGAUCAAAACCUUCACACGACACUUCAACCUCAGAACGGAAAGCUGUUGAUGGGACGAAAAGCUGGGACGACUUAUCCAUCGACGCAGAUCUUUUUGAUCUCGGCGUAGACUCGUUACAGGCCAGCAACAUUCGCAGUCGUAUUCAAAGAGAAAUUGAUCUCUGCGGGGCAUCUAUAGCGACGAACGUCGUGUUUGACUUCCCAACGGUCGCACUUCUUGGUCAACAUGUGAUGCAAUUGCACCUUGGCAACAAUUUGCACUCGGAGCGAACCGAUCCUGAACAACUGGCUCGGGCGAUGGUAGAGAAAUAUAGCAACUUCGCGUCGACCGAAUCCGAUGUAGAAGUCACGAAUGCUCCAACCAAAGCAGAGACUGUGCUCCUGACAGGUGCCACGGGCCAAGUUGGGGCCCACCUCUUGUUCUCCUUGCUGUCGCGCCCUGAUAUAGAAAGCGUCUUGUGCCUCGUCCGCGCGCAGGAUCCCCAGGACGGCCUCGCACGACUGCACAUAGCCCUGAGUGACGCCGGGCUUCUGGCCGAGCUCUCUGCGACCCAGCUCGAGAAAGUCGUGGCAUGCCCAGGGGACCUAUCUGACCCAAAUGGUUGCUUCCUCCCCAGCAACCCAGUCUACUCGCGAAUCCUCAACACUGUAACUCACAUCAUCCAUAACGCUUGGCCCGUCAACUUCAACCUCAACUUCCAGAGCUUCGAAGCGCAGGCGAUCCGGCCGACCCACCACCUCAUCAGCCUCGCGCUGAGAUCCAAUUUGAGGCCCAAGCCAACCUUCACCUUUGUCUCAAGCAUUGCCACUGUCCUCAGCGCGGGCCCCGAGGUACUGGAGAAGCCUUACCCGUGGGAGUGUGUGGGCUCUAUGGGCUACGGCCAGAGCAAGUGGGUGGCGGAGGAGAUUCUCGCCAGGGCGGCCGCGGCGGACCACGGCCUCGAGUCGGUCCGCGUGGCGCGCCUCGGCCAAGUCGUGGGCGACAGGAGGCUUGGGCACUGGAAGACAAGCGAGGCGUAUCCGGCCAUCGUGCAGAGUGCGCUGACGGUUGGCGCGCUGCCUCUCAUUGAGGCCGCGAGCGACGGCGUGGUCCAUGACGAGCACUACUGGCUGCCCGCUGAUAUCGCGGGGGCUGCUAUCGCGGAGGUGGCGCUGUUUCAUGGCGAUGAGCAGGACGAUCCCUCGUUUCCGUUGUCUUAUUUCAAUGUAAGCAGUACGGCGCCAAUGAGAUGGAAUAGCGACUUCGCGCCAGCCGUCAAGGAUUGCCUUGCUCAGUACGGCAUCCUCUUGAAGAAAAGGAAAACGAGAAUGAUAAGACUGAAGAUACGUUUCUGCUCCGGUGCUAUCCAGGCGUCAGCAAGUGGAGGUGCAGAGUACGACUUUGACGCCCUUGUGUGCGUCGAUGGUGGCGACCGAGAUCCGCAUAUCACAACUGUCGAAUACGUCGUCGGCAGCGGGAUGGCCGCCCUCCCUCGUGGGUGGUCGAGAAAUGCGUCAACAGCAUUGAAGCUAGCAACGGCUGAGAAAGUCAUCGGCUACCAAUUUAAGAAUGUUGAUCUUCUGUACGAGGCUCUCGACCAGAAGAGAGAAAGAUUUCGCUCACCCGAUGGAAAGCGGGCACGACUACGAACAAGGAACUCUCGCCUAGCCUUCGUCGGAGAUGUUCAAGCAAAACUUUAUUUGGCCCAACAAUGGUACAAGAAGCCAAAUCUGUCAGGGGCGAUGUGGCAGAAUAUUGAGUCCGCUCUUUCCAAUGAGCAUCUUGGACAAAAUGGGUUCUCUAUAGGCCUUGACGAGUGUGGAAUCCCUGACAGGAUCGAGAAUCGGUACGACAUCGCCAGCACAGUUGAAGCCGUCUUCGCUGCUGUGCAAAUGGAUGGUGCCGGUGAAGAACAAGUCCAAAAGGUCAUGUAUCGUUUCGGUAUCCACCACAAGCUCGUCACCCCUGUAGACCGUGCUUGGAUACACGAGGCUGUAAUAUCAAAAUUGACCUUGCCCAAUCGAUUCUUUAUUGGGCAUCAGUUUAAGCUUCAAGAAAAGAUCUUCGAAACCAAGAUGACGCAGCCAAAGGUGACGCAGCCAUCGCCAGCUCAUCGAAUUGGGCUAUGGGAGCGCAUCAAGCGGCUGUGGCUGAGGCCGAACGAAAAGACUACUGCGAUACAGAGCAGCUUGCGCGGACGGCGACAAAUUGUUUCCAAGUUAGCCGCGCAGUCACCAGCCAGUUCCCAGUCAGUAGCCGAAGAGCCAAAGGUUGCAGCGAACGGUUCAACCGCCACGCCUUCCAAGGAUGUUUCCAACGGUAGGACUGAAGUCCUUGGGGAGGACUUGUCUGGCCACUUCGAAGAAGACGACCAGGCUCCAGCACCAGAUGAGAUGACAGAAAGAAAAAUACCGGCCCCGAAGCAGGAAGUUUCUGAAGGAUCGACUUCUGGAGCACCGGCGUCAUCAACGCCCACGAAGACAAAAUCACGGGCCGCCCGCUCCAAGGAAGACACAUCAGUGGGUGACAUUGAGCCGACAGAAGCUGAUUUCCAAGCCCCAGGAAAUAAUUCCAAAAGAGAAAAAGAGCCCAAUCAGUCCAGAGAAGAUAGCCGAGCGGUAGGCGUUGAGUUGCAAGGCCAGAAGCAGCCCCAUGAAGAUUCAGCGGUCGGGCCGGUCACGGCAAAGGCAGAAGAUGUUGAGAAACUAGCAAAGCGCCUGAAAAAUGAGUUGGCAGAUCUGGCCACUCAGCAAAGGCAAAUCGAAGAGAGAUUCAGGAGGCUUCGCUCAGCAGGCAAAAAGAAGUCCCUGGAAGAUAUGAAGACUCUGAGAGGUGUGCUAGCACAACGAACGGUGGUAAAGGCAAAAUAUGAAAAGAUAAGGAAACAGUUGAUUAAAUGA
Molecule: messenger RNA, 4596 nt
Organism: Diaporthe amygdali
Lineage: Eukaryota; Fungi; Ascomycota; Sordariomycetes; Diaporthales; Diaporthaceae
Exons: 5
Coding region: 1-4596 (1531 amino acids)
Biological process (GO): RNA processing
Molecular function (GO): phosphopantetheine binding; ribonuclease III activity
Source: RefSeq, a predicted model, not a curated record